Leptidea sinapis is the source of this 1131-nucleotide messenger RNA. Its product is annotated as enhancer of split mbeta protein-like. Gene Ontology annotation, biological process: anterior/posterior pattern specification; regulation of transcription by RNA polymerase II; regulation of neurogenesis. The transcript has a single exon. Gene Ontology annotation, molecular function: protein dimerization activity; RNA polymerase II cis-regulatory region sequence-specific DNA binding; DNA-binding transcription factor activity, RNA polymerase II-specific. The record is from RefSeq and is a predicted model, not a curated record. Bases 26 to 775 code for a protein of 249 amino acids. Gene Ontology annotation, cellular component: nucleus. NCBI's taxonomy places the organism in Eukaryota, Metazoa, Arthropoda, Insecta, Lepidoptera, Pieridae.
AACCACCGCCGCGAGAGCAACACCAAUGAUUCUACCAGCCCGCAACAUGUCCCCCUCUCACGGGGCCUUCCACCCUCCGACCUUACAACACCCUGAAGAGGAACCCGUCUCCCGGACCUACCAGUACAGAAAAGUCAUGAAACCAAUGCUGGAGCGAAAACGGCGCGCUCGCAUCAACCGCUGCCUCGACGAGCUGAAAGACCUCAUGGUGACCGCACUCCAGGCGGAAGGCGAAAACGUCUCCAAGCUGGAAAAAGCUGACAUCUUGGAACUGACCGUGCGACAUCUACACAGCUUGAAGCGACGGGGGCAGCUAGUGCUCAAACCUGAAGUGUCGUACGCGGAACGCUUUCGUGCUGGAUUUGCUCAGUGUGCUACUGAAGUAUCUCAGUUCAUAACAAAUGCCACAGUGGCUGCGAACGCGAUGCAGCGGCAGGGUCCUGUGGAUCCUCAGGCGGGGGCGAGGUUGCUUCAGCAUCUCAGUAACUGCAUUCGAAGAUUGGAAGCGCCGCCGGUUGUUCAGCCCCAGCCGAUAGCUCCCAACGUCGUGGCGAGGCCCACUCCGGUCCAAGCUGUGGCACCUCCACUGCAAGCAGGUCAGCCGCCGCAACAGUGUCCGCGGACGGUGCUGACAGACAGGAGCUUGAAGAGGCCGUUGGAAGAGACAAUCGACGUGGAAACAAUCGGCACGAAGCGCGUGUACGCCCCGCCUUCGCCGCCGAACAGCCCCGCCUCCGAGCCUGACCCCACCCAGUCGAUGUGGCGGCCCUGGUGACCCACCACUGCCCCGCGCCACUCUGAUGAUCUCUCACUCCAUCCAGGAUUGUCCCCAAUGUGUGAUAGUUAUAAACUUUGUUGUUUUACCGUUAACGUUCCUAGAACUAUGUGUGUUACAAAUGCAUGCUCGCUUGUUGAAGUUUGUUUUUUUUUUUAUUUAAAUAAAGUAAGUUUGUUUGUUAACUGAAGUAUUUAAUGCCUUAGCGUCUUCCAAAGCGGUAUUGUGUUAGCAUCUUCAGAAGUACCGUAUUGUUGGGUUCUUACUGUGAUUCAUAGUAUUAUAAUAUAGGAGUUAGAUUAGGUUUGUUAUAUAGAAAUGUACAAAGUAAAUAAAUAAAUAUACGAUCCAUUAAA